AUGUCAUCUAUCACUCAGGAUGUGGCCUUCCAAACGCUAGACGCUCUCGAGCAGCGACUGCAACGCGUGCGUUUCCUGCUCUACGGUUCUGCUGCCGCUGCCGCUGCCGACAACGACGACCAAACGCCUACCGACACAACUAUAACCCAAACUCAAUCAAUCGCUUCCCGACUACAAGCAUUGCAAUCCUCCUUCAACUCGGUCCUGUCCGACUCCAAGAGCGCUCAGGCCAUUGUCGCCUUGCAAUCACAACAUCAACACGAUGGCCCUGACAUGACCUCGGACGCCCUAGCCGCCCUCGUUCUUUCUCACGCUCCGUCAUACCAGGCCACAGCUGCCCGUCUAACUUCUCUCCAAGACACUCCUGUGCCGAACUCCUCUGCCUUGGCCGCCUUGGUUGAACUACAUCCACGUCUCGAACGCGUCGCGACUAGACAAGACGAUCAACAACUAUCUAUCGCUCAACUACGACACCAAAGCCUCGCACUACUGGGCAGGUGGUAUCAUCUAGGCAUCAUUGGAAUGGACGACUGCUGGACCGAAUGGGAAGCCCGACUCAUGGAUCAGGAGAAACUCGUCAGAAGAGCAGAGGCCGAGAAGAGACUGAUCGACAACCCGAAUUGA
This is a messenger RNA of Aureobasidium pullulans EXF-150, 624 nucleotides long. RefSeq lists its product as uncharacterized. Bases 1 to 624 code for a protein of 207 amino acids. The transcript is spliced from 2 exons. Lineage: Eukaryota; Fungi; Ascomycota; Dothideomycetes; Dothideales; Saccotheciaceae. Gene Ontology annotation, cellular component: dynactin complex. The record is from RefSeq and is a predicted model, not a curated record. Gene Ontology annotation, biological process: cytoskeleton-dependent cytokinesis.